Colletotrichum truncatum is the source of this 1566-nucleotide messenger RNA. RefSeq names its product 4-coumarate-CoA ligase-like protein 3. The record is from RefSeq and is a predicted model, not a curated record. Gene Ontology annotation, biological process: secondary metabolic process. NCBI's taxonomy places the organism in Eukaryota, Fungi, Ascomycota, Sordariomycetes, Glomerellales, Glomerellaceae. Gene Ontology annotation, molecular function: CoA-ligase activity.
AUGACCAUUUACAAAUCUACCAAGAAGAUCCACAUCCCAACAGACCAGAAUUUGACUGAACUGCUCCAUACUACCGCUCGACCAGACAACAAGCUCAGACAACAAGCUCAGACAACAAGCUCAGACAACAAGCUCGGCCAGCAUGUUGUUUUCGAAGAUGAUUUGGAAGGUAGAACAAUCACUCUUGAACAACUUAGGCAGAAAGCAGGACGAUUGGCCUACGCUCUGAAUGCUCAUUACAAGCCAGUGGAUCAAAGCCGAUGGGCAGUGAUUCUACCCAAUAGUGCCACGAUAGCAGAAGUGGUUCAUACAAUUCUUUGGCUUGGUGGAGUUUUCUGCCCCAUAAAUCACCAACUGCUCUCUUCAGAAAUAGCGCAUGCCCUUGUUGUAUCGCGGCCGGCGUACAUUAUCACGUAUGGCAAAGUCAUUCAAAAGAUCGAGGACGCAAUUAUUAUUGCUCGUAAGACCAACCCAGGCUACAAACCGGAAAUUAUUACUGCGAUUCAUCAUGACAUCAACUUUCAGCACUGCAGCCUUGAAAAAGAUUUUCCAGCAUCAAAUCAGCUACUUGUACCUCACUACGCAGACACCCGGGACCGCUUAGCAUCUAUCCACUUGUCUUCUGGAACGACCGGGUUACCGAAAGGAGUCGGAUUGUCACAAUACAAUUACCUCUCAAACGUUUAUCAGCUGUGGAACCACGACCCCGAACGUUGGAACACAGAAGAGUCUGUUCUCUCAGUCACUCCAUUUGUCCAUCUCGCUAAUGGCACCGUUCCUUUCUUCCUUGGUCCUUGGACAGGUGUGCGGCAUAUCAUCAUGUCAAGCUAUGAGGUUGAAAAGCUCGGUAAACUGGUGGAGGAGAGGCGACCCACAACUGUUCAAAUGUUACCAACCAUACUGCAAGGCGUGUUACGGUCCCAGCUGACGACGCGAUACGAUUUCUCCAGCGUGAAACGAAUCACUGGAUCUCAUGGGGGUUUGAAACGUGACGAAGAAGAACAGCUCUUUGGCAGAGGCAAGUGGCAGCCACUUCAAAUGUAUGGUUUGACCGAGGCAGGACCUUGGGUUGCUGUCCAAAGAGUUUCGGAGCAUCUGAAAAAGGGUCAGAUGGGACAGCUCGUCCCUGGCUUGGAGGGCAGACUGAUUACCGAAACCGGAGCUGACGCAAAAAAUGGCACCUCUGGAGAGCUCUGGAUUAGAGGACCUAAUGUUACGAAAGGGUACAUUGAUAAUCCGGAGGCCAACAGAAACGCGUUCCCUGCGGAAGGCUGGUUCAACACCGGCGAUAUUUGUGCAAUCUCAGAGGAUGGAAUUGUUUCUUUAGUGGGACGCACCAAGGAGCUGAUAAAAUAUAACAGCUUUCAAGUAAGCCCGAACGAGCUUGAGGUCUACUUGUUGCAACAUCCGGCAGUGUCCGAUGGUGCAGUUGGACCGACCUGGGACAAGGCCAAGGACACGGAAGUACCCACAGCCUAUGUGGUACUAAACAAAACAUUUACAGCCGAGGUUUCAACGAUUCAAGUUUUGCAAGACAUUCAAACAAAGGUGGACAACCAGUUUUAA